CACGCGCUCAUACAUUUAGGUGGAUGGAGUGGGGUAAAGAAAUAUUCUAACAUUGUAAACGUCAUUACGGUGGCGACGCAGGAAAUUGAGAAAGAAAUAAUUUUUUAUCCUCACGACACUGACAUUUGCAAUAAAUGAGUAAAAUGUAAAAAAUACUACUUAACAUUUUAAGCUGUUCGUAAUUUAACAUAAAGUUUGUAAAAUUUGUUUACAACUUAAUUUUGUAACGAACACAUUCAAUAUGAUUGCUGCAUCAGUUGGAAAUUGGACAUUUAAUAAAACUCUUGGUUCAGGGGGAUUUGGCAUUGUCGAAUUAUGGACUCAUACAAGUGGUAGUAAACUUGCAAUUAAAAAAUGUAAAUGGGAUAUGUCACAAUUAACAGAAACACAAAGAAAACGGUGGAUAAAUGAAGUUCAGAUAAUGAAUCACCUAAAGCAUUCAAAUAUUGUAAAAAGUAUAGAAUUACCUUUUAAAUAUCCUGAUGAAAAAAUAGAAUUGCCAUUAUUAUGUAUGGAAUUUUGUAGGAAAGGUGAUCUUAGAACGAUUUUAAACAAACCAGAAAAUUGUUGUGGUAUGAGCGAAAAGGAAGUAAUUGUUGCAAUGAAGAAUAUUUCUUCUGCUGUUGAAUAUUUACAUUCCAACAAUAUUACACACCGUGAUUUAAAACCAGAAAAUAUUGUGUUACAAGAUGAACAUGAUGGAAUUUCAUAUAAAUUAAUUGAUCUCGGAUAUGCAAAAGAAUUGGGAGAAGCAAGUUCAUCCGCAUCUAUAGUAGGUACAUUAAAUUAUGUAGCACCAGAACUCCUUUGGAAACAGAAAUAUAGCUGUUCUGUAGAUUAUUGGAGUUUGGGUAUUUUAUUUUACGAACUUGUGACUGGUAGAAGACCAUUUCUACCAUGGAUUACCACUAUAACAUGGAUACAGUAUAUAAAAGAUAAAGGAUAUGAGGAUAUUUGUGCUUUUGAAUCAGAAGGAAAAAUAAUUUUUGGUCAAAAUAUUAUGGAUCCUACAAAUUUGUCAAGAUGUCUUAGAAACAAAUUGGUAGAAUGGUUUAGAGUAAUGCUACAAUGGGAUCCAAAACAGAGGGGAAAGAAAUGCGAUGAAAAUGGUGUAAUGCAACUGGUUGCAUUUAAAUUACUUCGUUCCAUUCUGUCUACACAGAUAGUACAUGUAUUUUCGGCAUCAACAUACAAGCUUAAUACAUAUGAAAUAAAUGACAUUACCACAGUGACUGGUGUACAGACUAUGAUUGAAAAAGACUUCAAUAUACCCAUAAAUCAACAAAUUUUAACAAAUUAUUUUGGGAAAAUCCUCAUUUCAAAUGAGAAACCACUCUGGUCACAAAUUCAGGAUCCAGUUUUGUUUAUGUUUAAAAAAGAAAGUACUUUAAUCGGGAAUAUACCUGUAUCAGAUAUUCCUAAGCCAAUACAAAAGAUGAUAGAACUAUCAAGAAGUUUAUUGAAUUUUGAUACAUUAUCUGAUUAUUAUCGUAUGGCAACAUUUUUUAUAAAACAAGAAUUACAUUUACUUGAACUAUACAUUUUUGCUUUGACUAUAAAAGUAGAUUUGGUAAUUACAAGACUUAAUACAUUUAAUGAAAAUAUAACAAAUGCAUCGACAAAUGUAAAUACUCUUAUGAGUGAACUAUCCACAGUUCGAGAACAAUCAAAUAAAGAAUUAGUGAACAAAGAAAAAAUAAAACGUUUAGAAAUCAAUUUUGGAAAAGUAAUUAAGCUUGUGAAGGCUACAGAUCAAAUAAAAUUAAAAUUCAGUCCAUUAUUAGAAGAAAGUAAUGAAUUAAAGGAUAAAGCGCAGGGUAUUGAUUGUCUAACUGAUAUAUCGCACUUAUAUAAUAAAGCAAUUACCAUAUACGAAUCGCAUAAAAAGGAGCAUUCUCUUGUACCUACUGCACCAAUAAAAAUGGUGAAAUUAAUCUUUGAAUUUUUAGAUGCUAAAGAAAAAUUAUUCCACAAUCAAAAUAUUCUUGAAAUUAUAAAACAAACAGAGAAAUUAGAAGUAGAACUUUUAAUAUUGGAAAGAAUUUUUGAUUCGGUUAUUGCUAUGACAACAGUAUAUCGUGAAGAACUUCAAAGUAUAAUACAAUUUAAUUUACAAAAUGCACGCAAUUCUUCUGAUAAAAAGACAAAUAUACCUGUUGCCAUGCAGAAUGAGGCUACUAAUAUUUUAACAAAUAAUGAUGUGAAAAUAUCAAGUGAAGAUUGUAAUAAUCAAUUUCCAAAUAUGUCAUCCAUUGCGUGUAAUAAAGUUACAAAUGUAGAUAAUGUAAUAUAUGACAAUUUAGUGAUACGUUAUACAUUAGACAACCUUCUGAUUGAAAUGCAAGAAAAGUACAUGGACAUGGCUAGUUUGGAACCCUAAUUGGAACAGCAAUGUAUGUAAUUCUUCAUAUUUUAUUUUAUGAAAUGCUUUGUUCUGUUUUAAUCGUAUCUUAUUAUUUUUAAAUAUAAAAUAUUAAUUUUUUUAUGUAAUUGAAUACACUGUACAGUUAUUUCUUUAUCAUUGUUUCCAUUCUAUUAUGAUAUUGUUGAUGCUCUUGGAAUAUAAUGUCGCACACCCCAUUUGAUAUUAGCUUGUUUAUCUGUUUUAAUAAAAGUAUAAACAGGUCCAUUUGCCACACUUCUCCAUUUCAUCAUCUUCCUGGAUGAUUUUAGUGGACCUAUAAAACGUAUAAACAAAUAUAAACAAACGUUACCAUCGUGAGUGAUGUAAAAUAUAAUCAUGUUGUAUCAAAUUUAAAUAGAAAAUUUAAUUCUAAGUAACAUUAUUACUUUACACCAAAACGAAUUUUGAACAGUAUGUUUUAUAAAUGUAAAGAUAUAUAUUUGCACAUAUCUUGAACUUAAAGUAUUUUACUAUUCUUUAUUCGAAUUUUAAAAAUGUAUAUAAGGUAUAUCUUUUGAGAAACAUUUUAAAAAAUAUUUAUUAUUUCAAAUGUUAAGAAAUACUAAACUUACCUCCAUCAGUAAUUGUACAAAAUGCGAUAUAUAAAUAUAAAUAUAUCAAAAUAUAUUUAUGUAAUGCCUACGAAAAAAUUGAUUUUUAAUAAGAAUCCUUGAAGUAUGAUGUGUGCUUAUUUUUCGUUUGAAAUAUACUCACGUUACAGAUGUUCGUUAGUUUAAAAUUCAUUGUAUUCAUCACAGGAGUAAAAUAUUGACUGUGCCAUAAU
This is a messenger RNA of Nomia melanderi (Alkali bee), 3188 nucleotides long. RefSeq names its product inhibitor of nuclear factor kappa B kinase subunit beta (gene IKKbeta). Gene Ontology annotation, biological process: peptidyl-serine phosphorylation; positive regulation of transcription by RNA polymerase II; tumor necrosis factor-mediated signaling pathway. Gene Ontology annotation, molecular function: ATP binding; IkappaB kinase activity. The record is from RefSeq and is a predicted model, not a curated record. Gene Ontology annotation, cellular component: IkappaB kinase complex; cytoplasm. NCBI's taxonomy places the organism in Eukaryota, Metazoa, Arthropoda, Insecta, Hymenoptera, Halictidae.